CUGAAUCCGGCGCCGGGAAGAGUGAGAGUGGGGUUUCCGGGUCUUGCGUCUAUAUCCUGCUUUUCUCUACUCUGGUCACCUUUGGGUUAAAUGUCUUCUAUAAAAAGAAGCCCAAAGCAAGAAAUAAUUUCCCAGCUUCACCUUUCAGCUGCAGAAGGAGAUAUUGCCAGGUUAACAGUAAUCCUCAGUCAUUCUCCAUCUCUUCUCAAUGAAACUUCUGAAAAUGGCUGGACUGCUUUAAUGUAUGCUGCAAGGAAUGGGCACCCAGAUGUUGUCCAACUUCUACUUGAGAAAGGGUGUGACAGAUCCAUUGUCAAUAAAUCAAGGCAGACUGCACUGGAUAUUGCUAAAUUUUGGGGUUAUAAGCAUAUAACUAACUUACUAGCUAACGCUAAAGGUGGGAUGAAGCCUUGGUUCCUAACUAAUGAAGUGGAAGAAUGUGAAAAUUAUUUUAGCAGAACACUCUUAGACCGAAAAAGUGAAAAAAGAAGUAAUUCUGACUGGCUACUAGCUAAAGAAAGCCAUCCAGCCACAGUUUAUAUCCUUUUCUCAGAUUUAAAUCCCUUAGUUACUCUAGGUGGCAAUAAAGAAAGUUUCCAACAGCCAGAAGUCAGGCUUUGUCAGCUGAACUACACAGAUAUAAAAAAUUAUUUGGCUCAGCGUGAAAAGAUCACCUUGGUUUUUCUUGGAGUAGAGCUUGAAAUGAAGAAAGAGUCUUUGAAUUAUACUGGAGAAGUCCCAAGAGAAGAAGAAGAUGGGUUGGUUGCCUGGUUUGCUCUAGGUAUAGAUCCUGUUGCUGCCGAAGAAUUUAAGCAAAGACAUGAAAAUUGUUAUUUUCUUCAUCCUCCAAUGCCUGCUCUUCUGCAAUUGAAAGAAAAAGAAGCUGGGGUUGUAGCUCAAGCAAGAUCUGUUCUUGCCUGGCACAGUCGAUAUAAGUUCUGCCCAACCUGUGGAAGUGCGACUAAAAUUGAAGAAGGUGGCUACAAAAGAGUAUGCUUAAAAGAAGACUGUCCUAGCCUCCAUGGUGUUCACAAUACAUCAUAUCCAAGAGUUGAUCCAGUAGUAAUCAUGCAAGUUAUUCAUCCAGAUGGGACCAAAUGUCUUUUAGGCAGGCAGAAAAGAUUUCCCCCAGGCAUGUUUACUUGCCUUGCUGGAUUUAUUGAACCUGGAGAGACAAUAGAAGAUGCUGUUCGGAGAGAAGUAGAAGAGGAAAGUGGAGUCAAAGUUGGCCAUGUUCAGUAUGUCUCUUGUCAGCCAUGGCCAAUGCCCUCCUCCUUAAUGAUUGGUUGCUUAGCUGUGGCAGUGUCUACAGAAAUUAAAGUUGACAAGAAUGAAAUAGAGGAUGCCCGCUGGUUCACUAGAGAACAGGUUGUGGAUGUUCUGACCAAAGGGAAGCAGCAGGCAUUCUUUGUGCCACCAAGCCGAGCUAUUGCCCAUCAGUUAAUCAAACACUGGAUUGGAAUGAACCCCAAUCUCUAAAUCAAAUAACUAGACUUUGAGUAUUAAUUGAAUUCUAAUAACUUAUUCGUCAAGUGAGAUUAGAAAUAUUUAGUGCUCUUUGGAAUGUCACAACACAAAAUAUCAUAUUAGGUUUCAGAAAUAUUUUCAACAUGUACUUUCCAUCUUAACCAUAGAACUUGUGUUUUUAUAAAUUACAAGACUGCCUCAGAUUUUGUUAAAAUCCAAGUCAGCCUCUCCAAAUACUUUUUUGGUUGUGCUCCACAAUUCUAUCUCACAAAACCGUAUUUCCAAUAAGAAAAAUCAUGUUGUAAAGACGUAUAUUCUAAAAAUGUAAACAAACAAAACAAUGUAAACAAACCUAAAUUCCACUGCCUCUUUUAAGCAUUAGACCAAUCACUAAAGUUCUAUUCUUGAGAAACCAGGCAAAAUAAUUUUUAUUAAUUUUAAGCUUCAUUUCCAGUCUUUUCAUUACCAUAAAGGUUCUUU
Neomonachus schauinslandi (Hawaiian monk seal) is the source of this 1947-nucleotide messenger RNA. It is a transcript of the gene NUDT12, whose product is annotated as nudix hydrolase 12. The record is from RefSeq and is a predicted model, not a curated record. Gene Ontology annotation, biological process: NAD+ catabolic process; NADP+ catabolic process. Lineage: Eukaryota; Metazoa; Chordata; Mammalia; Carnivora; Phocidae. Gene Ontology annotation, cellular component: cytosol. The transcript is spliced from 7 exons. Gene Ontology annotation, molecular function: metal ion binding; NADH pyrophosphatase activity; protein binding. Bases 91 to 1479 code for a protein of 462 amino acids.